Messenger RNA from Argentina anserina (silverweed cinquefoil), 1826 nucleotides. RefSeq lists its product as uncharacterized. Gene Ontology annotation, biological process: fatty acid biosynthetic process. Lineage: Eukaryota; Viridiplantae; Streptophyta; Magnoliopsida; Rosales; Rosaceae. Bases 162 to 1826 code for a protein of 554 amino acids. Gene Ontology annotation, molecular function: fatty acyl-[ACP] hydrolase activity; acyl carrier activity. The transcript is spliced from 11 exons. The record is from RefSeq and is a predicted model, not a curated record.
UGAUUUCCCAAUUAAUUUCCCCUUUGUUUUUCUGGAAAUUAAUCCUUAAUCAUCUUUCAUCCUCUGUUUCGAUUUUGGGUAUGGAAAACACAUGCCCAACGAGCCAUUCUUGUCUUCUAGACAAAGUGGUAGCUACAUGAAGGCCCUAAAGUGAAUUUGAAAUGCAGCGGUGUGGCAGUAACAACUCGGAUUCAAGAGCACGGUGCCCAACAACCUCCGAUUUUACGACUUUGAGUUCAUGGAGAGUUGAUGCAACGAAAUCGUACAAAGCUGGAGCAGCAGCAACAUCAUUACUUCGGAAGUGGAAUAACAGCGAGGAUUCUGCACUUCAAUCCAGUUCAAGCAAGGAAACACAAACAAGUCCUGUUCCACCUUCUUUGUGUGGAAGCAUUGUAAAUAUCAGCUACCCUUUUUUGCCCAAGGGUUAUGCCGGUUAUGCAACAUGCUGCAGCGACGCUGCCUGGAACAGUAAUCAUCAACAACACAGUUAUCCUUUAAAUUCUUCCAGAAAAAAUGGAAAAAUUCAUAUUCUGGUUAUGAUCAGUGGCAGAGGGAGAAAAAAAAAGAAUGCCUUUUCAAAUGUGGUUGUUGCAACUGGAAGUAUUAGUGCCAAGAAACCAAUAUGGCCACCUGGCACCUGCUCAACUCUAGCCCACUUCCCCAUUCCAAUUAAGUUUUCCGGGAGAGCCAGUUAUGACCCGAACAAGAAGAGCCUGAACAACAUCAGGAUCAAUAGUACCUUCACCAAGGUUGACAUGGCAAUCACUUUAACCUCAGUUGCUUCUGUUACUGAUAAUGGUUACAGCAGUCAUGAGCAGCAAGUUCGACAGAAUAUUCCGACAACCAAGCAGUUUGUUGAUCAUUAUCGCGAGGCGAUGAUCAUCGAAGGCGGUGUAGGAUACAGUCAGAGAGUGGUCAUUAGGUCUUAUGAAGAUAGUCCUGAUAAGACUGCAACAUUGGAGAGCAUCCUGAAUCUAUUGCAGGAAAUAGCAUCGAAUCAUAUGCAGAUGUCAGGACUCCACAGAGAUGGGUUCGGAGCAACUCAUGGAAUGAUAAAGAAUGAUCUCAUAUGGGUUAUGUCAAGAAUGCCGCCAGUUCAAGUUGAUUGUUAUCCAAAAUGGGGGGAAGCAUUGCAAAUUGACACUUGGCUUGGGGCAGCAGGGAAGAAUGGUAUGCGUCGGGACUGGUUAAUCCGAAGUGAAGCCACAAGAGAUGUUUAUGCUCGUGCAACCAGUACCUGGGUGCUGAUGAACCAAAAGACAAACCGUCUCUCAAAAAUGCCAGAAGAAGUGAGAGCUGAGAUUGCACCUUGGUUUAUAGAGAAACAAGCAAUGCCAGAAGAUGUGGUUGAAAACAUUGUCAAAUUGGACAGCCAAGCCAAGUACAUAAACAAUGACUUGAAGCCCAAGAGAAGCGACUUGGACAUGCACCACCAUGUCAACAAUGUCAAGUAUGUGAGGUGGAUGCUUGAGACAAUCCCUGACCAAAUUUUAAAGGCUCAUCAACUGACAAGCAUCGUCUUAGAGUAUAUAAGGAAGUGUGAGAGCACAGAUAUAGUUCAAUCACUUUGCCAACCGGAUAAAGAUGGCAUUCUCAGAGAUGGACUAAAGCAAGAGAAAAACCGACCAGAUGAAGCCGGCGUUCUCAAAGAUGGGCUAAAGGAAGAGAGAAUUACCAGCCUCCUAAAUGCAGUUUUCUUGGGAGAAUACAAAGAUUCCACUGCGUUCCGAAUAAUCUUACUAUUUGUGGGAAUUUCUUUGGGAGCUCUGUCUGCUGUAGCACUUAUAGUGGUGGUACUGAUGUUUUGGAUCCGUAGUUUAAUGUGA